Molecule: messenger RNA, 1911 nt
Organism: Ruditapes philippinarum (Manila clam)
Lineage: Eukaryota; Metazoa; Mollusca; Bivalvia; Venerida; Veneridae
Product: kelch-like protein 17
Exons: 5
Coding region: 801-1847 (348 amino acids)
Molecular function (GO): protein binding
Source: RefSeq, a predicted model, not a curated record
CAAAUUAUUUAUGUUUGGAAGUUGGAAGCUACUGGUACAGAACAAACCACAUAAGUACUGCAAAUACUUCUACUGCAGACUCCAGACAUAUUCCUGCGUAGCUGUCCUGUGAAUGUCCGAAAUAAUGUAUAAGUGAGACAAUAUCAAUAUGUACUGUACAAUUAAAGACAAACCUUUUGCAUAGGAACAUUAACCAUCUAUACUCUUGUUACUGGCGUUUUCUUGAAUACUUUCUCAAUAAGAAUAAACUAAAUAUUGUGACAUAGCAGCUGAUAUGUACAUUGGCUUUAGAGAAAACAUCAUCUGUUUAAUCUGAAACGAUCUGAGUGUUUAAUAGACUGGUUGCCAUGGUCAUGUCUCCUUAUGCUUUAUAUUUAUCAUUUAAAUAAAAGAAAAACCUUUUUAAUGAAGUAAAAUGAUGUAACAUGUUCUAUAACUAUACAUGUUAAUUGUUAAUAUUUUAUAAAGGAUUAAAACAAGGUGCAAUAUAUGCGCUUAAAAUUUAUAUUGUUCAAAUCACGACUUACCUUCUUAUUUAAACUUUUCGUUUUUAAAUUAGGUGUUUUGCGUCGGAUUAAAAGAUUUGAUUUGCAGCUUUAUGUCGUGAAAUAAACGAUUAAAAUCAAAAACAUACUUUACCGGAUAUUUUAACUUGAACGUCAAUUGAGUAUCACAUGCAUUAUAAUAACUGUUUUUUCUAAUGUGCAUCAUUACACUUGGCUAACUGCGUACAUUGCUACAUGUUGUAUGACGUAACAUUUCUGAAUUACGGAUUUUGUGGUUUUUCAAAAGUUUGAAACAUGAGUAUACGACAUCAUCAGCACAGACCGGACUAUGAGUUUAUCUUGCUAUUUAACCGGGCAACCGGAAGUGACAGAGUUUAUUACUUUAUGUUAGAUCCACGGACAAAAGACAGGAUGUUUCCAAAAAUGAAUACAACUAUUUUUCAUAAAUUGCGUAACCUCCUUGGGUACCGACCAGUUGUUUUAAACGGCAUGCUGUUUAUAGUAGGCGGUAAAGACUGGAUUUCCGGUGAUAUGUCAGACGGAACUUGGCGGUAUAAUCCCGACACAGGGAAGUGGAAUGCAUGCGCAAGUAUGGUUGAGCCUCGUUGUCGAUUUACCGCAGAUGUAUUAGAUGACAAAAUAUUCGUGACUGGCGGUGAAGUCAAAGGCGGGAAAGUGACGAGGACCGUCGAAUUCUAUGAUCCCGGCACGGACACCUGGACACCAAUAAAAAGCCUACCACGUCCAAGAGUUGACCAUGCCAGUUGCGUGGUCGGAGGUACAAGACUCUACGUGUCCGGUGGUAUUUCGAACAUCAAGCACCAGUGCUCGAAUGUUUUCUGGGUUUAUGACCUGCUGACUGACCAGUGGUCAGAUCCUUGUCCAGAUCUGAUAUUGCCACACGAGAGAGAAAAACAUAUCAUGGUGCCUAUAAAAAAUGACAUUUAUGUCAUGGCAGGUCGUGGGUUCGAUCAAGAAGUAUUUGCGGAGAAAGAUGAGGGACACGUUUGUAGUUAUUGUACCAAAUUUGAUGGUGAACUCAAGAGACCAAAAGCUUUUGAUGUGGAUCACCCAACCAUGUUUCAUACAAGAGUGAACCCUGCAUACAUUCAGUUAGGAAAACGAAUAUAUCUUUUUGGCGGGAAAAGUUUUCAAAAAGAUCGCGAGGUAACGGAAGUUGAUUUUUACAGCGCAAAGACCCGGAAGUGGAAGACAGUUUUCAGUCUUCCGGACAAAUACAGUUAUGCUAACUUAGACUGCGUAAAAAUGACCGUUCCAAUACACAAUAGAGAUUUUAACUUUAAUGCCGUACAACUGUAUGACAGUUGGAUAAUGUGGUAAAUACCAAAUAUAUGCCUUGCUCCGUUUUAGGGGACCUUGCUCCAGAUUCCAAUUGCUGGUGGUG